AUGGAUACCUUGCACGCACGAGCGGACUGGGAGAGCCUGGGAGGCCGGUGGUUCCGCAAGACGCAGCAGUACGCCGAGGUCUUUGAUCAGGACCUCGACCUCGACUGCCGCCUUGCCGGAGCCCCUUAUGCUGGUGCCAUAGCGCUGUGGCGCGACGAGACGAAGCUGCAGGCGCUUCAGCCUGGGAGGUCCUCGAAGACGGCGAUAGACAUCCACAGCCUCGCGGGCAAGAACUUGCGGAGCAUUCCCUGGGACCACGGGGCCAUCAAGGGUCUGGGCUGGUCCGAGGACGAGGCCCUGCUGGUCGUGACGGCCGAGGGCAACGUGCGCUGCUACGACCUGCAAGGUGACUUUAGCAACUUCUCCCUCGGCCACGGCGCCGACAACUACGGCGUCGAAUCCUGCCGCUUUUACAACACGGGCAUGGUCGCGCUGCUGGGCAACAACUCGUUCGUCGCCGUCUCGUCGUACGCCGAGCCGCGCCCGAAGCUGCUGGCCGCCGCUCCCGACGGCGAGAUCCACUCGUGGGCCAUCAUCUCGCCGGAUCACACGCUGUCGAGGUCCGUCGAGGUCCUGGUCAGCGUCGCCUCGACCGUCUACGUCCUCGACGCGGCCGACUGCGAGGAUCGCAUGCUCGACAUUGGGCCUUUCAGCCACAUCAGCGUGUCGCCCGACGGUCGGCACGCCAACCUCUACGGCAAGGACGGAAAGGCGCACGUGAUAUCGAGCGACUUCCAGGAGAAGCUCUUCGAGCACGACUCGGGCUCGCGGACGGCGCCCAAGUACGUCGAGUGGUGCGGCGGCGACGCCCUCAUCGCCUGGGAGGACGAGGUGCACAUCAUCGGGCCGGGCGACCAGUCCCUGUCCUACAUCUACGACAGCACCCGGGUGCACGUCAUUUCCGGUGCCGACGCCCCCUCCUCCCUCCCGCCCCCCCGCGCGCGCUCCGUCGGUCAGCACGAUGGCGCCCGGCUCAUCACAAACGACUACUGCGAGUUCCUCGAGAGGGUGCCGACCGACAGCCUCGAGGUCUUUGGCCACGCGUCCGAGUCGUCGCCGGCGUCGAUCCUGCUCGACGCCGUCGGGCAGCUCGAGAUGGAAUCGCCAAAGGCCGACGACUACAUCCAGCUGAUCAGGCCCAACCUGACGGAGGCGGUGGACACGUGCGUCAACGCGGCGGGCCGGGAGUUUGACGCCCGGUGGCAGAAGAGGCUGCUCAAGGCCGCCUCGUUUGGCAAGUCGGUGCUCGACAUCUACAACAGCGACGACUUUGUCGACAUGUGCGAGACGCUGCGGGUGCUCAACGCGGUCCGCCACCACGAGGUCGGCAUGCCCGUCUCCUUCGAGCAGUACCACCGCCUGACGGCCGAGAAGCUCGUGCGGCGGCUGCUCAGCCGUCACCAUCACCUCCUCGCCCUCAAGAUCGCGGGGCACCUGAAGCUCCCGUCGGACCGCAUCUACGUCCACUGGGCCUCGACCAAGGUGCGGGUGAGCGCCGACGACGACGACGCCGUGUGCCGGCUGGUGGUGGAGAGGCUCUCGGGCAAGGCGGGCAUCUCGUUCGAGGAGAUUGCCCGGGCCGCCCACCACGAGGGCCGGUCCCGGCUCGCGACGGAGCUGCUCAACCACGAGCCCCGCGGCGGGCGGCAGGUGCCGCUGCUGCUGGACAUGGAGGAGGACGAGCUCGCGCUGGACAAGGCGGUGGAGAGCGGCGACUCGGACCUCGUCCUGUUCGUGCUGCGGCACCUCAAGAGGAAGCUGCCGCUCGCCGCCUUCUUCCGCGCCGCCGGCAGGCGACCGGCGGCGACGGCCAUGGUCGAGGCCGCGGCCGUCGUCGAGGGCGACAACGGGCUGCUCAAGGACCUCUACUACCAGGACGACCGGCGCGUCGACGGCGCCAACGUCUUCGUGCGCGAGUCGCUCCGGCAGCCCGACGCCCGGACGGCGUCGGACAAGCUCGCGCUCGCCGCCAAGCUGCUGUCGGACACGAAGGAGGCCCAGCUCGAGCUCCAGGCGCUCAAGGAGACGCGGGCGCUGCUGCGGAUGCAGGAGGCCUUUGACCGCGACCUGACGGACACCUUCACGGGCCUCAGCGUCAACGAGACCAUGUUCAAGCUGAUGCGGCUGGGGUACUCGAGCCAGGCGAAGAAGAUGCAGAGCGAAUUCAGGGUGCCCGACAGGGUUGCCUGGUGGAUCCGGCUCCGGGCGCUCGUGGCGAGGCGCGAAUGGGGCGAGAUUGAAGAGAUUGCAAAGGCAAAGAAGAGCCCGAUCGGGUGGGAGCCCUUUUUCAACCUCACCCUCCAGGCGGGGAACCCUCGGCUGGCGUCCAUCUUCGUGGCCAAGUGCGCGGGCCUCGAGGCCGGGGCGACGGUGACCAUGUACGAGAAGUGCGGGCUGAGGAUCAAGGCGGCCGAGGAGGCCGUGCGACUGAAGGACGGCGAGGCGUGGCAGCGGCUGCUCGACGCCGCGGGCAAGGGAUCGCAGGAGGGGCGAGAGAUUGAGAGGCUCGGGAGCGCCGUGUUUCGGAAAUGA
This is a messenger RNA of Drechmeria coniospora, 2532 nucleotides long. Its product is annotated as vacuolar sorting protein. Gene Ontology annotation, cellular component: HOPS complex; lysosomal membrane; cytoplasm. The transcript is spliced from 6 exons. NCBI's taxonomy places the organism in Eukaryota, Fungi, Ascomycota, Sordariomycetes, Hypocreales, Ophiocordycipitaceae. The record is from RefSeq and is a predicted model, not a curated record. Bases 1 to 2532 code for a protein of 843 amino acids. Gene Ontology annotation, molecular function: actin binding. Gene Ontology annotation, biological process: endosomal transport; intracellular protein transport; vacuole fusion, non-autophagic.